Fusarium odoratissimum NRRL 54006 is the source of this 949-nucleotide messenger RNA. RefSeq lists its product as uncharacterized. NCBI's taxonomy places the organism in Eukaryota, Fungi, Ascomycota, Sordariomycetes, Hypocreales, Nectriaceae. The coding region runs from base 76 to 822 and encodes 248 amino acids. The transcript has a single exon. The record is from RefSeq and is a predicted model, not a curated record.
GAAUGUAUCACGUUGGCCCUCAACCAGAAACAACGAUCGGUGACCGGGCAUAUAACCUGAAGUGAAGAGCCAGCGAUGAAUUCUUUCUCAGUUGUGUUUGAUAGUUAUCUUUAUUACCCAUUGCUGCUAGCAUUCUGCCUCCGUUCGUAUAUCCUAAUUGACAUGUCUUUAAACCCAUCGUAUCGAACUCGCCAUCAGCAACAGCUCCCUUCAUACCGAGAGCUCUGUACCACCGAACUAUCCAUGUCAGUCUCACCUCCUCCCUUGAGGGCUUUACCCUCUAUCGAGUCUUUACCAAACCGGAGGCCGGAUGCACUUCACCACGGCUCCUCGAGCUCAGAUCUUUGGCUCCCGCCCGUGAGCUUUGUUCCCGCUCACCUAUACACCAACCCAUGGUCAGCCUUAGAUUCACUGAGCUCCUGGCACGCCGGUCACUCAACUGUUGACUCUCGACAAUCUACUAGUUAUUAUGGCUACAGUCGACGACUGCCAGAGAUACAGCCACCAGAAAACCCAGAAGUGGAGAGUCGAGUUGCGCUGUCUCGCUUGACUGCUGGUCAGAAUUUUUCAGUAUCUAUAAGUGACUUGAAUUUCUUAUCAGAACAAGAACAAUUCAUCAUUCGGAAGCGAUUAAUGAAAACCCAAUGGAAACAAAUUCAAGAGGAGUUCGAGUUUCGAUGGAAGCCUAUAUCUGUCCAGGGCUUAGUAAUGAAGCUAGGAAGGCUAAGAAGGAAGCAUGGGAUCAUAAAACACGUCCUACCGGCAAGACGAAAGAGAGCUCCAGAAAUUAUGAAUGUUAUGACAGCAGAGGAGGUACGGUAGUUGAAUAAAAAGUAUCUAUUUUCUGACAACGCCCUCGGUUCAUUUUCCUAUAACUUACACUUUAACAACCACGCCGGUAAGACUCCAGACUACCCUGGACACCAGACCAAAUGGAUCUGCGUAAAAG